AUGCACCGCGCCCUCCUCCUCCCCGAGGUCGUCGCUACAAUCCUGCAAAAUGAAGUCUCGACCAAAGGCUUCUUAUUCACGGCCCUUUUCAUCAACAAGCUCUUCUUCAAAGAGGCGAGUCGGAUUCUAUGGUAUGGAUGUGGUACCCGAUACGGCAAUCCCAUCUACCAUCUCGCCCGAAUUGUCAAGAAUGAUCAGAGGCGAGCACAACUAUACGCAGACUUGAUCCGUAUGGUCCAUUUCGCGUACGAAUUCAGCAACGACGAAUAUACAGAGGAGGCAAAAUGGCACGAACAACUCACCAGACUCCAAUAUCCUCAACUGGAAAGGGUUCACUUCGAGGACGCCCUAGACUCUGUUUCUUUCAACCGCGGAGACAUUAUAAUUCACUACGCACAACCGAAUGUCAAAGAGUUUAGAUUACGUGGUGGCAGCAUGCUGUCUGAUUCAUUUUUGGAGACGCUGGGCCAACGUUGCCUCAGGCUGAGAUCGGUAGAACUUGAGAUCCACAAGCAGAACUAUAUUUCAGUCAAAGGACUAGUCAACUUCCUUGAACGAUCUCAGUCUUUGGAGAUUGUUCACCUCCGCGAGGGUUUCGAAAACAGCUGGUCUGCCAGAGCAUUCGAGGUCAUUUCACAAUACCCUAGGCUGGAACUACUCAGCAUCCCGGAUGUCGAAGACACCUGGAUCGAAUCCCUAGCCGCUGGUUUCCCUGUCCUGACGAGUCUGUGGCGGUUCGGAGCAUCUGACCGAGGCCUAGAGCGAAUGCAUCGAGUGGCCCCAAACCUUACCACACUUCAUUUGGAUCUCACAAACUUAUCUCCGUCGCAUCAUGCGCUCGCCUCAGCCUCCAACUUCUCUCUCCUGGCUAUGUUUUCGGUUAAAUUUGCACCGGGAAGUAGCAUCAACGGGCAGGAACUAGUGCUCCUCGCACAAAACUGUCCGAACUUGACUUGGGUCCAAGUGGGGGAG
Trematosphaeria pertusa is the source of this 972-nucleotide messenger RNA. RefSeq lists its product as uncharacterized. Lineage: Eukaryota; Fungi; Ascomycota; Dothideomycetes; Pleosporales; Trematosphaeriaceae. The transcript has a single exon. The annotation marks the transcript as partial. The record is from RefSeq and is a predicted model, not a curated record.